GGAUUCACAAAUAUGGCGGUUAUGCAAAGGGAGAAAAUACACAGUGAAAGGACCUAGGGUCACGUGAUGUGCGAUGGGGUGUUUCGCGGGCUGUGAUUGGCUGUCGCUCUGCUGAAGUCCACUCAGCACAGGGGAGAUUGUAGGACAUUGCUAGAUGACAUCGGAUCAUCAUGGGGAGAAGCUACUACGUGGAUGAGGCGGUGGAAAAGUAUUUCACGAAGAUUAUUCAGCAGCAGAAGCCUUAUGUGACCGGACUCCUUAUAGGACAUUGCUCCCUGCUGAGGGAUUACGUUCUUCUGGCCGUUCAGACUCCUCAAAAAGAAGAACCAGGUGAAGUCCCCAAACAGAGGGCCGGACCCCCCAGGCUUGAUGACAUCGAUGAGGAGUGGGUUUCUAUUCAUGCCAGUCAGGUGAAUCGGAUGCUCCCCGGUGGCCUGCUGGUUGUUGGUGUCUUCCUUAUAACAUCUCCAGAACUUGCAAAGGAAUCACAAAAUACUUUACGAAAGCUCCUCUUUGCUGUAGAUAAGACUUCGAGGAAGAACAGAUUGUGGAGUCCUGGCGAAAAUGAUCCCACUGAUAGAGCGGCGGUGCACGUCUGUUCAUUAACAAAGAAGAAUACUUGUAGAACCUUUGACAUCUCAGAUCCAAAGAGUACAGCGAAACCAGCUGAUUGGAAAUACCAAAACACGCCUUCAUCUUGGCUAACUAUAGACUGUAAUGUCCACGUAGACCUGAUCAUUCCAUUGUCUUCAUCUGCAACAUAUCAAGAAAAACAGAAAUAUACAAGACAAGGACUGGUACAGUGGGCAAAAGAGCUGGAAAAUGCUGUCAUAUUAUUUAAUGGACAAGUCAAAGACAGCGAUGGUGACCUGGUGGAGGAGCAGAAAAAAUCCAGGUCGUCCGCACAUUCCAGUCCUCAGAUCAUCUCCGCAAACAUUCUUAUGACACCAAAUUCUGUGAAUCGCUCCACAGCACAGGUCCAAAUCUGCAAGUCUACACUCAGGAUUCAAGGAGUGGUAAAGUGUAGAGGGUAUGUGAGCAGCAGCAAGCCAAAAGUAAGAGACGCUACACAGGCUAUAAAAAGAGAUCUUCAGAAUACCUUAUCAGACCGCUGUGAAAUACUUUUUGAGGAUAUCAUCCUUAAUGGAUCCCAACACGAGUCUGAGAAGGAGCACUCUCCGCUUCCUCAACGCAUAUUCAUUCCCGUCCCUGGCUCGACCGUCAUGUUUUGUGACUAUGUUUUCGGAGACGAAACCGAGGAAGACUUAGAGAAUCGGAUCUUUGAGAUGUUGGAUCAAGAAGUGCAUUAUAAAGCUCUAGCGUUCGUGGAGGAGACGAACAACCGAGAAACACACGAGAAUGAACAUCAGCCUCCUCAUGAUUCCUCUAAACCCAAUCAGCCAUCCAGUCCAUCCAAUGAAGAAAGACAUACAUUCACAAAGGGAACAUCUACAAAACAGCAGAAUAUAGGACUCCUCAUGGCGGCAGCAGUUGUUGUUCUAGCAGGUCUGAUAUCCUUAUAUUAUCUUAAUGAGUAAACCUUUACACCAUGUAAUGAUUGCGAUGGGUCUACGUCAUCUUAUAAAGGAGAAGUGUCGACCAGCAGGCAGAGCAAUGACCAAGUUAUUUCAGCGAUGUCUACUUCAUCAGAAGCUGCAUUGUGUGUUCUUCAUUGUGCAAAUAACAGUUUAUCAGUUUAUUUACUUGCUUUUUUUCUUUAUUCUGUUAGUUAUAAUUGAAAUAUGAACUUUCCAUUGCUCUCAUGUGAUAUUAUAAUUUGCUCUGCUAAUAAACUGGCAGUGUCUCAUCUCUA
Molecule: messenger RNA, 1813 nt
Organism: Hyla sarda
Lineage: Eukaryota; Metazoa; Chordata; Amphibia; Anura; Hylidae
Gene: ODR4
Product: odr-4 GPCR localization factor homolog
Exons: 14
Coding region: 171-1538 (455 amino acids)
Biological process (GO): intracellular protein localization
Cellular component (GO): endomembrane system
Source: RefSeq, a predicted model, not a curated record